Molecule: messenger RNA, 507 nt
Organism: Telopea speciosissima
Lineage: Eukaryota; Viridiplantae; Streptophyta; Magnoliopsida; Proteales; Proteaceae
Product: 60S ribosomal protein L27
Exons: 1
Coding region: 76-483 (135 amino acids)
Biological process (GO): translation
Cellular component (GO): cytosolic large ribosomal subunit; ribosome
Molecular function (GO): structural constituent of ribosome
Source: RefSeq, a predicted model, not a curated record
CUUGAAACCCUAAGCUGGUGAAAAAUCCUCCGCCACUGUGAGAGAGAGAGGGAGAGAGAAAGAGAAUCGGCGAAGAUGGUGAAGUUCUUGAAACCCAACAAGGCGGUGGUCCUUCUGCAGGGUCGUUACGCCGGCCGAAAAGCGGUGAUCGUUAGAUCCUUCGACGAUGGAACUCGUGACCGUCCUUACGGUCACUGCUUGGUUGCUGGAAUUGCUAAAUACCCCAAGAAGGUGAUUCGCAAGGACUCAGCGAAGAAGACUGCGAAGAAGUCCCGUGUGAAGGCUUUCAUCAAGCUUGUGAACUACAACCACAUCAUGCCUACUCGUUACACCCUCGAUGUGGAUCUCAAGGACGUCGUCUCAGCCGAUUCUCUCCAGUCUCGGGACAAGAAGGUCACGGCCGCUAAGGAGACCAAAGCUCGUCUCGAGGAGCGGUUCAAGACUGGGAAGAACAGGUGGUUCUUUACCAAGCUCAGGUUCUGAGGUGAUUUUUGUUUUGCUAGGGUU